Molecule: messenger RNA, 2054 nt
Organism: Agrilus planipennis (emerald ash borer)
Lineage: Eukaryota; Metazoa; Arthropoda; Insecta; Coleoptera; Buprestidae
Product: probable G-protein coupled receptor AH9.1
Exons: 3
Coding region: 1305-2054 (249 amino acids)
Biological process (GO): G protein-coupled receptor signaling pathway
Cellular component (GO): membrane
Molecular function (GO): G protein-coupled receptor activity
Source: RefSeq, a predicted model, not a curated record
CUGUAAUGAAUUCUACUGUUGGUUGAUUGAAGAUAUUCGAAAAACUAGUCCAGGUGCUUAUGUAAACUUUUCAGAUGGUCUGCCGCUUGUCCAAUAGUGAUGAUGAACAGCAGGGAUGAUGAUGUGACUGCCUUGCAAAUUCUACAAGUAGAGCACAUGAGAUACCACAGUAAAGUGAUUGCAUGUUAAACGGUAGAGGAAAGGCUACCAUUUUACUUCCCGUUUCCACAGCAAUUAAAGAUGCACGUUUCCCAAUUUAUAAUCUUACAUGAAGAUCCAUCUAAAAUUAUCGGUGGUUUUAACUUUGUACCGUAUCUUCAAUCUGCUUCAUAAAAGUCAUCAAUAUAUAGGUUCCAACUAAACUGUGAACCCUAUUUCGACCAUGUUCCCAUCAAACUGUAGAGCCUGAAUUAAAUGUAUAAUAAAAAAAUUCAUGUAUAAUUCUACACCAUAAGUUGGUACUUACCAAUCUAUAGACCACUCCAUGUAGGGACCUCAGUAGUCUACACUUUGUCAUUUUUUAGUAUUACUGAGUACUUGUUACCUACUUAAUAGAUGAUCUCACUUUCUGGUUUUAAUUAUUUCAGUAUUUUUUAUUUGUUCAUAGGACAAGAUGCAUUUAUUACCAUGGGUUAUUUGGAACCACAAGUUAAUUUAAAUUAAUUUUGAACAUCUGUAGCAGUAAUAAGUAUUACAAAUAGCUGUGAUUUUUGUAUUUUUUAAAUGGUAAAAAAUGAGGACGUAUUGGAGAAGUAAGACAACAUAAGGAAAAUAAGAAAUAGAAAUAAUAUGGUAGGACGCCUUUUGAGACUUCAAGAGACCCAUUAUAAGCAGAAACAGGAAUAAAGAGUGGCAGAGUUAGAAUUAGAGUUCGUAAAUAAUUAUGAUGAUGAUCGAAGCCCCACUUAAUUACUGCUUCAUACUUCCGAUUUGCUACAAAUCUAAAUGAAACGUAUAUCUCUCUCUAAACAAUAUCAGGAAGUACGUGCAUAUACAAAUAAGAUAACUUUAUUAUUAACAGUGGAACUAGGAAAUAGCAAAUUUUAUUUCACACUGGUAAUAUCGUUUAAUCAGAGAUAAAAUAUUUUAAUAAUGGAACGGCAAAUGCCAACAUAUGUGUUUUGCGGACGGGAAGUUAAUUCCUUAGAACUAAUUUCUGCUAAACUUAUCCACCCGGAUUUAUACCAUUAUUGGAAAACUAACAAAAUUACUCUCCUUUAUUUUGCACAUAGCUUGUUAUUAAACCACAUCGUUUUCCGUAGUAUUGUUUUUCAUUAAUUAAAGUUCAAAAAACUAAACAAAAAAUGGACCGUGUCAGGCUUCUAAUGGUAGGAUUUACCAAACACUGCGGAGGCGAUAUUUACGCACUUCCCAAUGAUGAAAAACUAAUAAAACUGGAAUAUGUUGCGUACACAAUUUUAAGUCCCAUCAUAAUUAUCGUGGGGAUUAUUUGCAACUGCAUAAACCUUUUAGUCCUGAGUUACCCGUCAGUGAUGAAAGGGGCUGCCAAAAUUUAUUUAAGGGCACUGGCAAUAGCAGACCUGUGCGCUCUUUUGGGCCUAGUACCAGUACUACAAAGAUUGAACAAAGUUCACAACCAAACCCUCACUGCUGCCUUUUAUUACGCUCAUCUUGAAGUUUUUCUCGUCGAAGUAUUUAUCAGAUUCAGUACAUUUAUCGUGGUUUGUAUGUCAUUCGAUAGAUAUUUAGCAAUCUGCCUUCCGGAAAAAUUCAACGAUUUUCAUUCGACGAAAUUCGCUCUUAAACUUGUGGGUUGUUGUUUUGUUAUUGCAACGAUUAUAACUUUACCCCUCAUCUUUAUAAAAGUACCUUGCAUUUUGACCGAGAGGCACGGCUUAGAAUUAUGGGAUACAAAGGAAAAUCCAAAAGUAACGCACCACUACUUAUGGAACAUUUAUAUUUGGUGCUACGAAUUGAUAGCAGCAUAUGGGGUAUUUUUGAUAAUAGCAUUUUGUAAUUUGAGCAUCAUAGGUCGUUUUCAAGCAUACAUGAAAAAGAAAAACGAACUUCAUANAAAAAUACGUAUUAUAUAA